GAAAGGUAUUAAAGCUAAAAUAAAUUCUGAUUUGGAAAAGGAAAUAAAUUUUAAAUCCAAAAAAUUAAAGUUAGAGGAUCAAAUUAAAGAGUUAGAAAACAAUAGCGAUCUAAAAAUUUUGCAAACAAUAUUAGAUGAAUUAACUCAAGAAAAUAUAGAAUUAAAAAAUUUAAUUCACGAAAAGUCUAAAUUCAUAAUAGAGCUAAACAAACGAAUAAUUUUUUCAAGGUCUAAAGAGAAAAGGGAUAAUGAAUUAAAUAAAAAGAUUAAAAAAAUAGAAUAUGACAUAAUAGCUAGCAAGAGAAGUGCUAAAGAAUUUGAAUUAAUCAAUCAACAAUUUCAAAAGCGAUAA
Messenger RNA from Racocetra persica, 352 nucleotides. NCBI's taxonomy places the organism in Eukaryota, Fungi, Glomeromycota, Glomeromycetes, Diversisporales, Gigasporaceae. The record is from the annotation of a GenBank genome assembly.